AUGAGCAGGUAUCGUGUUCAUCACUUUCAGCGACGAUGGCAAGUUCCGGACGCGCUAUCCGUUUUGAUGCUGAUGGGUAUUGCUUCUUGUGUUGUGGCACUCAGCAAGAAUGACGUCACUGUAUCACCAAUGCAAACCGAAAAUACCAGUGGGUCGUCGUCACUUUCAGUGCAGCAGGAAGUACCAAAGCUUGAUAUUAUCGACAACGAUGACCAACAACAGGUAUCCGGUCCCAAGAUUUUCCCAUAUCCGGCGGUGGGUUUGCUGCGUUGGAACGAAAACGUCACGUGCACAUCCACACUUGUCGCUUCCAACAUUAUCUUGACGGCAGCAGAAUGCGUCCUCGACUUGAAUGGAAAACUGCACGACACAUCCGAGGAUUCAUCUUCGUUCAGUCUUCCUCAACGAGCUGACAUUAAGCCGGCGUUUGUCACUCAAGUACACAAGCAGUCAGAUUACUGGACCGAGUGGAUCCAGAACACGUACGUACUAGUUGAGCUAGACGUCGAUCUAGGUACAACUGUCGGCGCAAUUCAACUGUCGACAGCAGAGUCCUUUUUAGAUGACGCCUCUUUAAAUGUGCAGCUGGUUCACUUUGGGAAAAACGAAGAUGAUGGCGAAUGUUUACAAGCAUGCAAGAUCCACUUACCCAGUGAGUCUGACGAACCAGAAUAUAUGGUGCAUCAUGACUGCAACGUAUCAGUAAAGCGUUCUUUGGGCGCGCCAAUGCUAGUACGCUCCACAAAUCUUGAUACCUACAUUGUUGGAAUCCACACGAACGCGAUCAGUCACAACGCAAGAAAAGACACUAGCACCAAAACUUACUCGUCAACAAAUUACACACUCGCCAAUCGAGGUGUCCUAGGAUCGUUUAUCCAGCCCCACUUGUCAUUCUUGCUGCAGCUGACACAAUCUUCUUCAUCUUUAUCAGACGUGUCUACCUCUCUUGAGGAUAGUGAGAUAUCUAAUAAUGAGGCAUCAAUUUCGUCCAGCAGCAGCUCCAUUGCUUACACGUCAAACCGCCAGCCUACUUACCAAGGGCAUCAAAACAACCAAACCGAUGCAAUAGCAAGCACAGCCUUAACUGCAUCAUCUGCUGCCUCUUCGUUGACGGACACGCCGGCAGGAGCCACACAUAUCGAUUCCGCGGCAGCUGUUGCAUAUUCUUGUAUUGGACUGGUGGGUGCUUCCUGGCUCGCCAUUAUAUUUGUCGCUGCUCGCAGACUCCACUCCAACCGCUGA
Peronospora belbahrii is the source of this 1242-nucleotide messenger RNA. NCBI's taxonomy places the organism in Eukaryota, Oomycota, Peronosporomycetes, Peronosporales, Peronosporaceae. The record is from the annotation of a GenBank genome assembly.